Messenger RNA from Acaulospora morrowiae, 236 nucleotides. NCBI's taxonomy places the organism in Eukaryota, Fungi, Glomeromycota, Glomeromycetes, Diversisporales, Acaulosporaceae. The record is from the annotation of a GenBank genome assembly.
GUACCCAUAAGGACUUGAACGGAGGUGCGAAGGGCUCCAAUUUCUUGAUGAAUGGUAUUCUCUUGAAGUUGGGGCAAGGUUAUUUUUCUGGCAUUGACUUGGAGGAGAGAGGUGACGCAACUGGGACCGCUGUUCUCUAUAGGCUUCUUGAAGCUUGGAAAGCUCUUCACGAAGGCAAAAGGAAUUUUGAGCAGUUGGAUGAAAGUAAUACGCUCAAAACUUGGGAUCUUAAAUAA